Punctularia strigosozonata HHB-11173 SS5 is the source of this 1224-nucleotide messenger RNA. RefSeq lists its product as uncharacterized. NCBI's taxonomy places the organism in Eukaryota, Fungi, Basidiomycota, Agaricomycetes, Corticiales, Punctulariaceae. The record is from RefSeq and is a predicted model, not a curated record. The coding region runs from base 1 to 1224 and encodes 407 amino acids. The transcript has 2 exons.
AUGGACGCACCCCCCGUUACUGUUCCGUCGCGGGUAGCACCGAAAAUACCUGGUUCUAAAGCAACUCUUGGAAGGGCCGUGUACCUAAAGACACUGGACCAGUGCGAGGCGCUUACCCUGACUCUUCUCGCUCAACCACACGCCGCCAACAGCGUCCGCGAUAUCAAGAUCUCGGUGGGCAGCGUCAAGGACUCCGCCAACUGGACAAUAUUGAUGAACGGUUCCCUCACGUCCAUCUUCAGAGCCUGCCAGGAACUGCAACACCUCAUCAUCCAGGACUUUUCCAAGGAGGACUUCACCAACAUCGUGUUGCCGUGCAUCGAAGCCGCCUCGUUUCCACGGGUGACCUACUUGAUGCUCGCUCGUGGCGUGAUCGGCCAGCACUCCGAGCUCGUGCGUGCCCUCGUUCGCCUACCGGCGCUGCACGCGCUGGUGAUGCAGUCGACGCACGUCGCGACCUUCGACAAUAUCGCGCACGACGACGACGAUAAGCGAGUGCAGAUCCUGCGGGAGACCCCCGAGCGGUCCGUGCGCGUCCCUGUGCUGGUACUAGAGCCCCACUUCUUUGUCGACACCCUCGAGUGGGUGACGCUGGCGAUCGGGCUGAAGGACGUAGCCCACCUUGAUAUGGCCAUCACGUCGACGCACGACUACCAGUUUCUCUGUUCUAUGAUCAAUCUCAGGGGCGUCCAGAGCAUCUCAGUGGCGGUUGAUUACAAGUGGUAUCUGGAUCGCAGGCGCCCCGGAGCUUGGAGUUAUCAGCCCGGUGGGGUACCGGACGACUUGUUUGUGACCUUCGCGAAGGAUAUCGGGCGCGGUAGACUGCGUUCCCUGGAACUCAGGCAACGCGCCCGAGGCGACACCGUCAAAUUGCAUGGCGGAAGUUGGGCGAACGAAUUUUUGCGCGUCGUGCCAGGACAACACCUCCAGACGCUCGUUCUCGUUCUCCACUACCGCGCGGGCGCGGAGCCCUGGAAAGGGCUCGACUGGGCGGCCGUAGACGACGCGGUGACAAGUGCGCACAGGUUUCCGGUGCUGAAGCGGUUGGUCAUCGGUCUGGAGAGGGACUUCCUGCAUGAGGUUGAGGACUUCGAGGCCGAGUUGAAGGUGACUACGAGACUCCUGCGCAUUGCCAUGCGCGAGAAGCUGCCGGAGGCGACCGCUAGGAGCCUGGUCCAUGUCGAGGCGGGAUCCGCUUACAGCGAUAAUCGUGUUCCUGCAUAG